AGGUAAAGCUUGUUGAAUGUUUUAAGUAAUUAAUAUUCCACACGCUUUUGCCUUUAAGAGUUAUUUGACGAUCAAAAAAACCAGUCUUCUUUUUUGUUUUUCAUUUUCUUCUAUUUCUGGCCUUUGAUCCCACCCUCCAAAUCUCAAGUUUUCCAUAAUCCUGUUUGGAAACUAAGAAAAAGUUUAAAAUUUUCACCGGGGAUGCAAUUCCACUGAAAAAAAUUAAAACACCCAGAAAAGAAGAUAGAGAAAUGUAUAGCAAUUUCAAAGAACAAGCGAUAGAGUACGUGAAGCAAGCUGUACAUGAAGACAAUGAAGGGAAUUACAGUAAAGCUUUCCCUUUAUACAUGAACGCCCUCGAGUAUUUCAAGACCCAUCUGAAAUACGAGAAGAACCCUAAGAUCAGGGAAGCGAUUACCCAGAGGCUCAUCGAGUAUUUGCGUCGCGCUGAGGAGAUCCGUGCCGUUCUUGAUGAAGGUGGGCCAGGACCGGCUUCUAAUGGGGAUGCUGCUGUUGCUACGCGUCCGAAAAGUAAGCCCAAGAACGGUGGUGGCGGAGGUGAAGGCGGUGAUGGAGGGGAGGAUCCGGACCAGGCUAAGUUGAGAUCUGGGCUUAAUUCGGCAAUUAUUAGGGAAAAACCUAAUGUUAAGUGGAAUGAUGUGGCUGGGUUAGAAAGUGCUAAACAGGCUUUGCAAGAAGCUGUUAUUUUGCCUGUCAAGUUUCCUCAGUUUUUUACUGGAAAGAGAAGGCCAUGGAGAGCUUUUCUGUUGUACGGACCACCGGGGACUGGGAAGUCAUACUUGGCCAAGGCUGUUGCAACUGAAUCAGACUCUACGUUCUUUAGUAUUUCUUCAUCUGACCUCGUGUCGAAGUGGAUGGGGGAAAGUGAAAAGCUGGUUUCAAACCUUUUUCAGAUGGCUCGUGAUAGUGCUCCAUCCAUCAUAUUCAUUGAUGAAAUAGAUUCCUUGUGUGGUCAACGUGGUGAGGGCAAUGAGAGUGAAGCAUCUAGACGUAUCAAAACCGAACUUCUCGUGCAGAUGCAGGGUGUCGGACAUACUGAUCAGAAAGUCUUAGUGCUUGCGGCAACAAAUACUCCCUAUGCACUUGAUCAGGCUAUUCGCCGGCGUUUUGAUAAGCGUAUUUACAUUCCUCUCCCAGAUUUGAAGGCUCGACAACAUAUGUUCAAAGUGCAUUUAGGUGAUACUCCUCAUAACUUGACCGAAAGUGAUUUUGAGAACUUAGCUCGCCUAACAGAGGGGUUUUCAGGUUCGGACGUAUCAGUUUGUGUUAAGGAUGUUCUUUUCGAACCCGUUCGUAAAACCCAGGAUGCCAUGUUUUUCUACAAGACACCCGAGGAUAUGUGGAUGCCUUGUGGACCUAGGCAACCAUCUGCUGUCCAAAUUACUAUGCAGGAAUUGGCAGCCAAAGGACACGCAGCACAGAUUCUUCCACCACCUAUUUCGAGAUCAGAUUUUGAUAAGGUGCUUGCAAGACAGAGGCCGACAGUGAGCAAAGGCGAUCUCGAGGUUCAUGAGAGAUUUACAAAAGAGUUUGGAGAGGAAGGUUGAUGGAUUUGUAUGCAACUGUGACAUUGACCUACACAGUUGUGAGUGCAUUCACUGUGAUUUGUAAUUUUAUUGAUUUAACUGCUGGGGUCAUCACUGGAAAUUGUCUCUAUUUGUUUUACUUGACCAGGCUGUAUUCAUAUAGGAUGAACACAUUACAUUUCAUUGAAUUGAUGUUUUUUUUCUUGGUUUAAAUAAGACCCUCUUCUUCCUUCUUA
This is a messenger RNA of Gossypium raimondii (Peruvian cotton), 1783 nucleotides long. Its product is annotated as protein SUPPRESSOR OF K(+) TRANSPORT GROWTH DEFECT 1. Bases 252 to 1568 code for a protein of 438 amino acids. Gene Ontology annotation, molecular function: ATP binding; ATP hydrolysis activity. The record is from RefSeq and is a predicted model, not a curated record. Gene Ontology annotation, biological process: vacuole organization; endosomal transport. The transcript has 8 exons. NCBI's taxonomy places the organism in Eukaryota, Viridiplantae, Streptophyta, Magnoliopsida, Malvales, Malvaceae.